AUUUUAGUGUGCACCCAAAUACACUGUCCUAAGUGCCAGGGGGGAGCUAAAUUAAAACCUUUAUACUUGUGUCAUUCAAAACAGAUGUGACUCUGUACCAAAACAAGCUGGCUCUUCUUCUAUGCAUGUGUGUGAAGCAUGCUUGUCUUCUCCAGUAGUGCUGAGUAGACUGCAAGGGUCUUCCAAUUUGGCUAGUUUAAGACUUGUGGACUUGCAACUCCCAGAAUCCCUGUGCUAACAUGACUGCAGGAGGAAUUCUGGGAGUUGAAGUCCACAAGUCUUUAAAGCGGCCAUGUUCGAAGAACUCCUAGUCAGGAGAGAAUCCAAGGCAAGGAAGGGGUUAACGCUGCCUUUAUCUGCCCGGAAACGGGGUCUUGUCAAGCUUCCGGCCACGCCUCCUUUUCUUGGCGGUUAGUACUCCGUCGUGGCCUAGCAGAGACGUCUGAGAGAAAGCAACGGCUCGCCAUAACGGUCAAAACUCCUCGGAUUCCCAAACCCCAGGGCAGUACCGUAAGACAAGCGGAUCCGCGUGGCGGGCUUGUAGGCAAGCCGCCUCACCCGGCUCAAAACAACAAGCCGGGCGUCCCUGCCGUUCCCGCGCUUUAAGCGGCUCAGAGCCAGGCGGCCGAGCGCCACCCGGCCGCGCCCACAGCGGAGGCUACUUUAGAGCAAAAUCCAGGCCGACCGAAUGCGCCCUAAGCGCGGUUUCGGCCGCGGCGGCGGCCGUGCUCCCUCAGAGCGAGCCCGCCUUAAUAUGGCACCCACAGGCGCUCCGAAAAUGGCGGCUCCGGAGGCGCAAGGCGUGAGCGGGGAAGACGGGGGCGUCCCCGCCAAGGUCCCAAGGCGCGGCGGCCAAGGCCCCUCGGGCCCUAGAGCGGCCGUUAGAGGGGCGGCGGGCCGGAUGCGGGGGACGGCCUUCUCUAACAGGAAGGCCCCUAAGGCCGAGGAGAAGGGCCCCAGCGGGCGCCCGGGGACCGAAGACAAAAAAGAGGCGGCCGGGAGGCCCGCGAAGGGGCAGGGGAGCCCCCCCGGGGGAGGAGCGGCCGCUUCCGGUGGCCCUUUUGAAAAACAGCCGUUGGAAGUGCGCCACGAGGCCAAGCCGUCGCCCGGCUCCCAAGCCUGGCCGCAAGGUGGCGCCAAAGAGCAGCAGGCCUCGCUGCCUCUCCAGACGAAGCUCGGCGAGGCCUUUCCCAAAGCUCUGCCUGCAGCAGGAGGAGGAGGAGGAGGAGGAGGGGCGGCGGGGAAAGCCCCCCCCAAGGGCUCCUCGUCGUCCAAGCCCGCCCCAGAGGCCACCUUUACCCCCACGGCGGCGGGGCUCCGCCCCAAGGAGGACCAAGACCCCGAAAUGUCGGAGCAAUUGAAGACGCUCAUCUCCCAGGCCAUCGCGCAGGGGAUUGCCACAGGCCUCCAGCAGCAAGGGGGGGGCCCGGCGGCGGCGACCUCCCUGCCUCCCGCCCCCCGACCUUCUCAGGCCCCGCCCGUCAAGAAAAAGGAUUCCCUACCCGGUGAUGGAGACCCAAAGGAUAAAGGGGUGGCUCCGAACGUUUCGCCCUUUGCAACGCUUUUUUGCCCUUCUGUCUUUAAGACUCUGCUCCAGAAGGCAAAGAUCACGGCCAAUUUGGGAGCUGACUCAGCAGCAGCAUCAGGGUCAGCUUUGGGCCUGGCGGGCACGAGUGGGGGGUCUGCUAUUGAAAGCGAUGAAAUCCCCUCAACUAAACUGUUCCUGGAUGUGGUCCAGCGAGAAUGGACCUUGCCGGGGGUAGGCCCUAUUACAACUUGCCAUGAGAAAAAAUUCUACAAUGUGGACCAAGAGCUCUCUCAGGCUCUGCAACCACCAGCAGUGGAUGCCCCAGUGGCGGCUUUGAUGGCCUCCACUGUCCUGCCCGCCGACCCAGCAGACGACCUCAAAGGAGAGGAUAAAAAGGCAGAAACUACCCACCGUAGGACACACCAGGCAGCUGCCUGGGCAAUCAAAGCUGCAAAUGCCGCCUCAUUUUUUAAUAGAACCACCUUGCUUUGGCUUCACCAGAUGCAAGCGAGAGUUCCACCUGAUGAUGUCAGAACCCAUCAAGACCUCAACAAACUAAUAGUGGCUGCUGAAUUCUCAGCUGAUGCCACCUUAAACACCAUCAAGUUUGCCUCUAGGGCCAUUGCCGCCUCAGUGAUAGCCCGCCGCCUACUGUGGCUUCGGCCCUGGGUGGCGGCUACAAGGAACAAGUGGAAGCUGGCUGUUGCUCCCUUCAAGGGUAGCAAACUGUUUGGGGAUGCUCUGGAUCCCUUCUUAGUCGAGACUAAGGAUGGGAGAAAGUUCCUGCCUUCUAUGCACAAGCGACCCAAACCCUAUCCCCCACCCCUUUUUCCAAAGCACUCCUCCUUUCAACCUACAGACGUGGAGUUGGAGCCUACUCAACCCCAGAGAGCGUAUUUCAGUAGAUGGGACAGGCAACCGGACAGACAACUGGACAGGCAUCCAGACCCAGACAGAUAUCCGGACAGACAUCCAGACCUAGACAGACAACCAGACAGGCGUCCAGACAGACAACUGGACAGGCUUCUAGACCUAGACAUACAAACGGACAGGCAUCCAGACAGACAACUGGACAGGCAUCCAGACAGACAACUGGACAGGCUUCUAGACCUAGACAUACAAACAGACAGGCAUCUAGACAGACAGCUGGACAGGCUUCUAGACCUAGACAUAAAAACGGACAGGCAUCCAGACAGACAACUGGACAGGCUUCUAGGCCUAGACAUACAAACAGACAGGCAUCCAGACAGACAGCUGGACAGGCUUCUAGACCUAGACAUACAAACGGACAGGAAUCCAGACAGACAGCUGGACAGGCAUCCAGACAGAUAUCUGGACAGGCAUCCAGACCUAGACAGACAUCCAGACAGAUAUCUGGACAGGCAUCCAGACCUAGACAGACAACCGGACAGGCAUCCAGACAGACAACCGGACAGGCAUCCAGACAAACAACCGGACAGGCAUCCAGACAGAUAUCCGGACAGGCAUCCAGACAGAUAUCCGGACAGGCAUCCAGACCCAGACAGACAUGGAUUCCGGACCCGAGAAUACUACCAAGUACCUAUGCCGGACCCACGAGCCCCUAUGCAUCGGGGGCCAAUGCCAGCUAGUGGGCCACCACCCCGAGGUCUUCUGGGAGAUGCCCCCAAUGACCCACGGGGAGGCACGUUGCUCUCGGUCACUGGAGACGUGGAGCCCAGAGGUUAUCUCGGGCCACCCCACCAGGGGCCACCAAUGCACCACAUGCCCACACACGACAGUCGUGGGCUGCCUCCCCAUGAAAUGAGAGGCGGACCAAUGGGAGAGCCACGUCCCCUGAUGGGAGAACCGCGAGGGCCCUUGAUGGAUGGCCGAGGUGGAAGAGACCCAAGGGGCAUGGAGCCCAGGGUGAUGGAUGGCCGGGGCAUGGAGCCCAGAGGCAUGGAACCCAGAGGGAUGGAGCCCAGAGGCAUGGAACCCAGAGGGAUGGAGCCCAGAGGGAUGGAUGGCCGGGGCAUGGAGCCCAGAGGGAUGGAGCCCAGGGGCAUGGAACCCAGAGGCAUGGAACCCAGAGGCAUGGAGCCCAGAGGCAUGGAUGGCCGGGGCAUGGAGCCCAGAGGCAUGGAUGGCCGGGGCAUGGAACCCCCGAGAGGCAUGGAUACAAGGGGCAUGGAACCCCCGAGAGGCAUGGAGUCCAGAGGCCCAGGAAUGGAGCCUAGGGGCCCUGGUCCGAACCCCAGGGGUCCAAUGACCGGUCCAGGGCCUCUGAAUAUGGGAGCAACUGGCCCACAAGGCUCUCGACAGGUUCCUAGUAUGCAGGGUGGAGCCAUGGGAGGCGGAGCAGUACAAUCUGCAGCCCAGCCUGGAGGUUUCAGCCCUGGGCAAAACCAAGUCACACCCCAGGAUCAUGAAAAGGCAGCCCUCAUUAUGCAAGUUCUCCAGCUGACUGCCGACCAGAUCGCCAUGCUGCCUCCAGAACAAAGGCAGAGCAUUCUCAUUCUGAAGGAGCAGAUACAGAAAUCUACUGGCGCCCCAUGAUCCACAUUCCUUGGGCUUAGAAAUCCUUUGAAUGAAAUUCAGCCCUGGCUGGAAAUGACACUGAAGGCAGCUCAAAGACUCUUCCCUGGUCUGAUCCAAGUCAGAAAGGAGAAGGGAGUUUCUUGUACCCCCCCACCCGCCCCCGGUAUUGUUUCCAUUGUUGUUUCUCAAAUAAUAAAUAAAACUAUGUUCUGUAGUUGAACACAU
Molecule: messenger RNA, 4252 nt
Organism: Pseudonaja textilis
Lineage: Eukaryota; Metazoa; Chordata; Lepidosauria; Squamata; Elapidae
Source: RefSeq, a predicted model, not a curated record